UAACACGAAUGGCAUAUGCAUUAAUAUAAGUAUUUAUAGCAUGUUUUUGAGCAAGUCGCAUAUUCGUCAUUUGAACAAAAUCUCCUGCAAAAUUUUUCCAAUUCCAUAGUCACAACUUGCGACCCAUAAGUAUUUUUCUGAAAAAGCAAGAAAUGUUAAAAUGGAAAAUAGGACCAAAAGUAAUUGACAGAGUUUACUAAAUAUAAACAUCGUUCAUCGCUUGAUUAUGUAAUAAGUUUGUUUCAAAACUAGUUUGAAUGAAAAUAACAAGGAAGGUGACAUUUUAGACAAAUUCAAUUACAUUAUAGUAAAUAAUAAAUAAAUUGUACUUAUGCAAAUAUGCACUACAUACAUACAAUCGUAUUAAGUAUAAAAAAUAUGUAUGCAUAAGUAAGUAGAAUAUUGUUACAGAGGUUGCAAUUCAUAAAUUAUUUGUGGCUGUUUAAAUUGCCGUUCUUAGAACUCAUCAAUGAUGAAACACAUUUCAAACUGCAUAUUAAAACUCGUAUGCAGAUAUGGCUAUUUGUUGUGGGUUAAGUAUUAUAUUUUGCAGUAUACUUGAUACAAGAUGAAAUCUUUAACGUGUCAAAUUUUAUAUUUUUCCAUAACUUUAUUCUACAUUGGAAGCAUGUUAAUUUCGUUUGUGGUGGUACCGGCAUCCUCAACGACCAUAAAAAAUCUAUCUCAUAUUUGCAACGAAGAGUUUCUACAAAAUAACGAAACCACGAUUUGGAGGAGUGAGGAAGUAGAGGAUGAACAUGGAAAGUACACAAUUUCGAAAUGUGGAGAUCACUCGAAGUUUGUCUUUUUCAGUAUUCCACCCAAGACAAAUUUAUCGUUUGCGAGGGCUGUUGGUGGUAAAUAGGUUGAAUAUUAUAUGCAAAUAUCUUAUCUUAUGUUAUAAAGCGAGGUAUAUUAUCUAAUAAUUGAAAUUUAUUACGAUUUGAAGCAUGUCAGAAGUACGGUCUCAAUAUCGCCGCAAUAAAAAGUCAACAUGAUCAUAAGAGCAUUGUUAAAUGUCUUUGUAGGUUUGACAAAUCCUUAAAGUUUCUCCAGUUGGGUGCAUAAAUAAAUAUUUAGAAUAUAUGUACAUACAUAUUUAUGUGUUCAACGAUUAUUGACAGCAAAAAUGAAAGAGCCCUUCACCACCAAGACAACAUUUUGGAUCUCUGGAUUGGGUACAAACGAAGAUCAACAUGAUCAAGGAUGGUCAUAUUCCACUGCUUUAGAAGACGAUUACUAUUUUCACGUGUUUUGGGGGUUUUCUCCAAGAGGUCUCAAAACAUCGGUAUUGGAUCUAUUUAAGUCUAACCUUUACAAGAAUGGUAAAAUCAGCAUUCGUUAUAGAAAGACUCAAGGGAUAGUGAAAAAAAUGCAAUGCUGCAUUGGGCACAAGACACCUUAAAGAAGGAAAGAACACUUGUAAUGAUGUCUGUUGAAGAAAACAACGUGUUCAAUAAACAAAAAAGCUUCAUAUGUGAAUUCGAAGUGUCGAGUCUCUGUUAUCAUCACAGUGACGAAGAGAAAGAAUUUGUAAAAUUAAAUUUAAAGAAGGAGGAAAACGAGAAGCUGGUCGAUUUGGGAGAUGGACUUGUAAUUUACAAUAGCUUUGUUCAAAAAAAUUUGCCGGACGCAAACGCAUAUUGUCAGAGUAAAGAACUACAAUUGAUUGAUACGAGACAACUGAAUAAGUCAAAAUCUAACAAACUGUACACGGCCUGGCAAAACUGGAUAAAGAAAAAUGAACUCGUUCGUGCUGUGACAGGAUUUUGGCUAGGACCAAACAGUUUUUUCAAAACCUCGUGCAAUUUCGAAUGGGACUGGGUGGAAAAUGUAAUUGUUGACCCAUGGGAGGAUGCCACACGAAUGUAUGAAAACGGUAUUCGGAGAGGAAAGUGCCAGUAUUAUGGCCAAUGUCUAGCCGUUGGUACUCUUAAUCUAGAACCUAAAGUUUUCCAUCUUCAGAAAAUUUCUUGUCUUGUUCCACAGUGGGUUUUGUGUUCAACAAUAACUCAUGUAACAACUAAUCGCUAAAUUUGUGACAUGAUUAACCGUAAUUUCGCAAGUCAGAUGUGAUACAUACUCAUAAGGAAAUAAAAAACAGUAACGUUUGACAAAUAA
Molecule: messenger RNA, 2121 nt
Organism: Folsomia candida
Lineage: Eukaryota; Metazoa; Arthropoda; Collembola; Entomobryomorpha; Isotomidae
Exons: 5
Coding region: 1378-2034 (218 amino acids)
Source: RefSeq, a predicted model, not a curated record